This is a messenger RNA of Hippocampus comes (tiger tail seahorse), 7777 nucleotides long. RefSeq names its product sidekick cell adhesion molecule 1b (gene sdk1b). The record is from RefSeq and is a predicted model, not a curated record. The transcript has 45 exons. Gene Ontology annotation, molecular function: protein binding. Gene Ontology annotation, biological process: cell-cell adhesion. Bases 1211 to 7720 code for a protein of 2169 amino acids. NCBI's taxonomy places the organism in Eukaryota, Metazoa, Chordata, Actinopteri, Syngnathiformes, Syngnathidae.
CUUCGGGAUAGAUCGAGUGAAACGAUACAGAACAGUCAGUGAGACGGACUGGACGUGAAAUGUGUAAAUGUGUGAAGAAAGUGCACCGAGCAAGUCAAAUUUCCCCUAUAUGGUCUUCUCUUAACACGGAUUCGGUGUUUGUAAAAAGGGGAAAAUAAGAAGCUCUCUCUCUCUCUCUCCCCCACCCCCAAGUGUGCGUCGAGGAGCUUGGCAGGUGUUCGCUCGCGAGGGAGCUGCUGGCUUCACUCAGUCUGCGCCCUGAGCUUCAACAGGGUGCCGGCGGGGCAAACUUUGACGAUCACAACACCGACUGGAGUUGACGGAACCCCGGAAUUUCACGACUGGCAUACGGUCAACGGACGACCGUGAAGGACUGGCUCGUCCCGGGUAAGACGGCGGCGGUGGUGGCGAAAAGGGCACCCGUGACGCAGCGGAAAGAGCGUGGAUACCCGACGGACGAAUCCGCUUUAAAACAACUUUUUUUUCCGAACAAACUCUUCACUUGGUCACAAAAGCCUCAAACCUACCGACUUUGAACUAAAAAGAACAGCGCAAGGUAUUUCAUCGUUCUCGAACCUGUUGUGCCAUCGGGGCUGCCCGCCGCUUUUAUCCGAGGAAGGCGACCCCUUUGCGGGGAGAGUAAACCGUCUCGCUACCACGAGCUACUCUCUCACUUGGAAUGUAGUACUAGUUGGGGAGUACUAACCACCCGGUUUAGAGCGCGUGCUGCACGUAUCUCGACACUUGGACUGUUUGAACUCAUCGAAUCAAUUACGGAAUUGAUCCCUGGAGAGAGGCUUAAUUUGGGCGGAAUUUCCGUCCUUUUUUUAAUCACCGCUGGUUUUCACAGGAGAUCCUGGACAAAGUGGGAUUGGAAGUCAAUAGCGGAGAGCAAGCCGAUAAGACAAAAAAAAAACAACAACACUAUACAGUCAAAUGUGUUAAUUUAGAUCGCAGAUCAGUGGAAGUGAGGUGCACCGGCCGGCUUGGCGAUGGAACACGCGGACUCCGCCGCUGCACGUCCACAUCGCCGGGUGCUCUAACCGUGAAGUCUCGCUGACCAGGAGGCUCCGCUCCUCGCCCCUCCACAGCUGACUUUUGAACACCGAGGUCGACUCAAGCCACCAGCCGUGAGCCGUAUCAGAACUUUCGGAUCUGGGAAUUGGGACUUACUUUUACCGGGAGUGGACACUGUUUCCCCGAGGCUCCCAUGUUGGGAUUUUGCCGGAUCGGAGGCUCCCCGGAAGUCGCGGAAGGAUUCUCCCCAGGGAGUGUCGGGAUGAUACUGAGAAGCCGUCCGGCGUCUGUCUUGCUCCUGCUGCUGCUUCUUGGCUGGAGCUGCCACAUGUUGCACGGACAAGAGGUGGCCCCCUACAUGCGAGGAGUCAGCCGGGCAAAACAAGUGGCGCUGGAGGGAAACAGGCUGGUGCUGACCUGCUUGGCUGGAGGCAGUUGGCCACUCCAGUACCGCUGGUCACUCAACAGCAGCAACAUCACCGACUGGACGCCGCAAUACAGGUUGUUCGUGCCGUCGCUGCAGAGGACAGACGCCGGCCUGUAUCAAUGCACAGUGAGGAACAGGAUGGGCGCCAUCAUACAUGACAGAACAGAGGUGCAAGUGGCCUUUAUGGGGAGGUUCUCAGGCGAAGAGCAGAGAACGACGGCAAGCCAAGGCCAGGCUGCAGUCCUGAGCCCGCCUCCCUUGGCGUCCUUCCCUCAAGCCUUGGUCACUUGGUACAAAGACGGACACAAGAUUAUUCCCAACGCCCGAAUCGCCAUCGCCUUGGAGAAUCAGCUGGUCGUCCUGGCAACUACCACGGCGGAUGCGGGACGUUAUCACGUGGAGGCCAUCAACGAGAUGACGGGCGAUAACGUGACCAGUCCCGCUGUCUAUUUGAGCAUCUCAGAUUUGGAGUCAGAAGUCGAUGCUCCAGACAUUGUGAUCGGACCGAAAGACACAACAGUGGUGGCAGGGACCAAAGCCAUCCUGGAGUGCAUCGCUAAUGCCAGAGAUGUGGACAGCCUGCUGAUAGUGUGGAAACGUGAUGGGCAUCACUUGGCCACUGGGCGUCGGCUGCUGAUUCCCGCCCCAGCCUCCUCGGAUGGUGGGGAGUAUGUUUGUGAAGCGUUGCUAGGCAACAACACCUCCAAAGCUGCUGAGGCCAGGGCGCGCCUAACUGUGAUUGAGCCGCCUUCUUUGACCGCUCAACCCCAGUGGAAGAUCUACGCUCAAAUUGACAAAAAUGUGGAAAUUCCCUGCUUGGCCACAGGUGUGCCUCCGCCCAGGAUAGAGUGGUACAAGGACGCCGUGCCUCUGUCCAAGCUGGCCAACCCUCGCUACAAGAUCAGCAGCGCGACGGGCCUGACGGUGCGGCGGGUGCAACCGGGGGACGGCGGGAUAUUCCAGUGCUUCGCCCGCAAUGUCGCCGGAGAGACGCAGGCCCACACGCAGCUUCUCGUCUCCAAUGUGCCUCCCAACUUCGCCGUGCGUCCAUCUGACAAAACCGUAACCGAAGGGAACACAGCCUUGUUUAUAUGCCAGACAAGUGGCGCCCCAAAGCCUGCCGUCACUUGGAGGAAAGGCUUGCAGGUGUUAGCAAGCGGUUCCGUGCAGGUACCUCGGUUCAAACUCUUGCAAUCAGGCAGCCUGCAGGUUCAGCCCGUCACGUUCCAGGAUUCGGGAGAAUACACCUGCAUCGCUUCCAACUCGGAGAGGAGCAUCAACGCCACGGCCAAGCUCACUGUCUGGAGUCGUACCGUCAUCUCUGUGCCCCCGUCUGACCUGCGUGUCAUCAAAGGCACCACAGCUUUUUUGGCCUGCAAUGCUACACAUGACCCCAGAGUCAAUGUCAGCUUCAAGUGGGAGCGAGGCAAUGCGCCCAUCCUGACCAGCAGCGGGGGGCGCGUCUCUGUACGCCAAGGCUCCCUCACCAUUGGCCAGACUUGGUCAGGUGACAUCGGCGAUUACACUUGCACUGUGAUCUCGCAGGCCGGCAACGAUUCCCACUCUGCACGCCUGGAAGUCAUCGAGUUGCCACACUCUCCUCGCUCCUUGGCGGCGCGUCUCAAUGAUUCAGACUCACGCUCGGUCCUGCUCUCCUGGCUGCGUCCGUUCGAUGGCAACUCUCCGCUUCUCUACUAUCUGUUGGAGCUCUCGGAGAACAACUCCCCAUGGAAGGUCUACCUGUCUGAGGUGGACCCCACCGUGACCAACAUAUCGGUGGGCGGACUCACACCUGCAAGGACCUAUCAGUUCCGGCUUUGCGCUGUCAACCAUGUGGGCCGGGGACAGUACAGCGCCGAGACGCAACGAUUGAUGCUGAGAGAGGAGGCGCCGAGUGCACCCCCCAAGAACAUCGUGGCCAGCGGGCGAACCAACCAGUCCAUUAUGGUCCAGUGGCAGCCUCCUCCAGAACUGCAGCUCAAUGGAGUCCUCCGAGGAUAUAUGCUUAGGUACCGUCUCGCGGGGCUUCCAGGCGAUUACCAGGAGAAGAACAUCAGCAGUCCGGAGACCAACUACUGCUUGCUGAAGGAACUGAUCAUCUGGACACAGUACCAGAUCCAAGUGGCCGCCUACACCGGCGCCGGCCUGGGCGUCUACAGCAGUCCUGUUACCGAAUAUACGCUGCAAGGAGUUCCCACAGCUCCUCCACAGGAAGUGGAAGUCGUCGCGAUCAACUCCACCACGCUCCGCUUCACAUGGAAUCCGCCGCCUCAGCAGUUCAUCAACGGCAUCAACCAGGGAUACAAGCUGCUGGUCUGGCCGGAACGGGCUCCGGAGGAUGUCAUCGUUGUAACCAUCACCCCGGACUACCCCAGCUCGCGCCAUACGGGCCUGGUUAGUGGACUGAGGAAAUUCACCUGGUACUUCGGUUCUAUCCUGUGCUUCACAACACCUGGAGACGGACCACGCAGCCCUCCUACCAUGCUCCAAACACACGAGGACACCCCUGGACCUGUCCGUCAUUUGAGUUUCACCAAAAUUUUGGACACAUCCGUGCAAGUCAGCUGGGCAGAGCCUGAAGAAAAGAAUGGCAUUAUUACCGGCUACAUGCUGUGGUGGGAGGUGUCCGGCGUGCAGUCCAGGCGUGAGGAGCGAGCGCUGUCCAACUCCACGCUGCAGUACCAGCUCACGGGCCUCACCUCCACCACCACAUACAGGCUGAAGGUGGCCGCGCUGACCGCUGCCGGACGGGGCGUGGUCACGUCGUCCAACAUCUCCACGGGCGUCCCUCCAGAACUUCCCGGUGCACCCUCCAACUUGGUCAUCUCCAACAUCAGCCCUCGGACCGUGACCCUGCGCUUCCGGCCCGGUCCUGAUGGGAAGACGGCCAUCUCGCGAUGGCUCGUCGAAGGCCAGGUGGUGAAGGAGGACGGCGCGGAAGACGCCUGGAGGCUUGUUUACCAGCUGGACAACCAGGCCGGCGCUGACAGUCUGGAGAUCCCCAACCUCACCCCUUUCACUCAGUAUAGGUUUAGGAUGCAGCAGGUGAACAUUGUGGGCUCCAGUCCCCCUAGCAGCCCUUCCAGGCUGAUCCAAACCUUACAGGCGGCCCCUGACACGCACCCGUCCAACCUCACCGUGUUGUCUCCAACGCAGACCGGCCUUUGCUUCAGGUGGAAGCCUCUCCCCGAAUCGGAGUACAACGGCAGCCCGGAGACGGUGGGCUACCGGCUGCGCGUGCGCAGGACGGACGGACUGGCCGAGGAUCGGACUGUGGAGGUUGAGGGAGUCGCAGGCGAGGUCACCGUAGAGGGCCUGGACCCUUGGACACACUACCGCACCCGGAUACAGGCCUACAACUCCAUUGGACCUGGCCCGUGGAGUGAUGCUGUCUCUGCUCGCACGGCUGAAUCUGUCCCAUCGGGAUCUCCUGUCAAUGUGACUGCUGAUGCUGUGAGUUCCUCCAAAAUCCUGCUCACAUGGUCUCCUGUCCCUCUGGCGAGGCGGAAUGGGGCCAUCCUCGGUUACAAGGUGUUGUACUCUGAGAAAGAGUCCGAACGUCCCCCCAGCGUUCUUUUGGCAGAAGGGGAGAGGAAUGCGUCGCUGCUUGUCGGCGCGCUGCGGAAGUACACGAUAUACGCGCUGCAAGUGCUGGCCUACACAAGAAUGGGUGACGGACCCCCCAGCAGCCCCAUGCUACUAAGAACCAAAGAAGACGUCCCAGGACCCCCUGUCAGGGUGGUGUUCCCAGAGGUCCGCCUGUCAUCAGCCAGGGUGGUGUGGGAGCCUCCCGCAAACCCCAACGGCAUCAUAUUAGGCUACCAGAUCGCCUACCGACUGGAGCGCAGGGACAGCCAGCAGUGGACCACGGUGGAGGUGGGGUCCAACGGACGCCAGUUCACCGUCACCGGGCUCACCCCAGAGCAGACCUACGUGUUCCGGCUCGUGGCUCGCACUGCCGUGGGCUGGGGCCAGGAACACGUCGCCUUGGUGGUCACCACAGAGCGAAGAGAGCGUCCCCAGCCGCCCAGGAAGUUGUCAGUUCCUCAAGAUGGCGUGGAAGCGCGUCGGCUCCGCCUUCACUGGGUGACUGGUAGCUCAGGCUCCUCCCCAGUGAGGUACUUGACCGUGCAAAUCAAAGAGCUGCCGGAUGGCGACUGGAUCACCAAUACGGCGGACAUCCCGCACAACCUGACUGCAUGGACCAUUGAGAGAUUGAAGCCCUUCACCUCGUACAGGCUGCGAAUGGUGGCCACCAACGACAUUGGAAGCAGCGUCCUCAGUAAAGAGACGGAUGCGGUCACGACCUUACAAGAUGUUCCUGAUGAGUCUCCUGAAAUCCUCUCAGUCAAACCAUCGACGACGACCUCCGUCCUCGUUCGGUGGAAGGGGCCAAGCGCCGAACGCAUCAACGGGUUGCUGACGGGCUACCGGCUGUAUUACCGAGAGCUGCCGUUCAACUCGUCUUUCUCUGCUGAUGGGGUCCAGGGAAGCAAAAGCGCCACAGACAGCCACAUUACAACCAAGAGCCCCUUCAAGACAGUCAGCAGCUCCUCAGUGGCAGAGUUCGAGUUGACGCAAUUGAAGAAGUUUAAGCGCUACCAAAUCGCCAUGACCAGCUACAACAUCGUGGGCGAGAGUCCUCCCUCUGAACCCGUCGAGGUGUCCGUCGGAGAGGCAGCUCCAUCGGUGGCCCCCCAGUCCAUCCGAGUGUCGGCCGUGUCUCCCUCCAGUCUGGAAGUGAGCUGGGACACGCCCCCCCUGGAGACCCAGAAUGGACUCAUCCAAGGAUACAAGGUGCACUACUGGCAGAAGAACAAACAGAACCAGACGGAGAAGGUGAAGGUGAUUUUUGUACCGGAUACCCGCAUGCACCUGAGCAACCUGAGCAGUUACACGCCUUACCUGGUCACUCUCACCGCCUUCAACACGGCCGGGGACGGACCGCCCAGCGACCCUCGCGGUGCACAGACCCUGCAGUCGGCCCCGAGUCAGCCCAGCUACCUCUCCUUCUCCGAGGUGACGGGAGGAAGCGUCAAUGUCUCCUGGGGGGCUCCUUUAGCUCCCAAUGGCCUGCUGGAGGGCUACCGGGUCAUCUACCAGCCCACUGCUCCGGUGCAAGGCGUCAGCAAAGUGGUGACGGUGGACGUGAAGGGCAGCUGGCAGCGAUGGCUGAAGGUUCGGGAUCUGCUGAAAGGAGCCACGUACUUGUUCAGAGUCCAAGCUCUCACCGUCAGCUACGGACCCCCAAUUAGUGCAAACCUUACUGCAGAGCCGGUCCAAGGCGCACCGGGGUCGCCCACGGAGAUCUCUAUCACCAAAGCAUCCUCCGCCCUCACCAUUCACUGGGCAGAGGGCGACAGCGGGGCGGCGCCCAUCAGCGGCUACGUGAUCGAGUCUCGUCCCUCAGACGAGGGCGUGUGGGACUCGUUCAUCCGACUGCUGUCUCCCAGCACGAGGUCCGUGUCGGUGCCGCUGGAGCGCCUGCGACCCGGGAUCAGCUACGAGUUCCGAGUCAUCGCCGUCAACCGCUUUGGCUUCGGACACCCCAGCACGCCCUCUGCAGCACUCGCUGCCUUGUCCGAGCGUCCGUUCUACGAGGAGUGGUGGUUUCUGCUGGUCAUGGCGCUGGUGGGCCUCAUCCUCAUUCUCAUUCUCGUCUUCACCCUGCUGCUGCAUGGACACAGCAGCAAGUACAAGGCCUGUGGCACAGGCAAACACAUGUCUUCGGUGGAGGAGUCGGUCACUCUGGACAACGGAGGCUUCACCACACUGGAGCUCAACAGCAGAGCGCUCACCAACACCAAAAACACUUUCCUGAAAAAGAACGGGACCAGGUCACCUCCCAGACCGAGUCCGGGCGGUCUUCACUACUCGGACGAGGACAUCUGCAACAACUACAACGGAGCGGUCCUGACGGAGAGCACCACGCUCACUGAAAAACCCACCGAAGUCUCUGAGUCAGAGAUGACAGACAGCGACUACGAGGACGAGCAGCCCAAGCACUCCUUCGUCAACCACUACAUGAGCGACCCCACCUACUACAACUCGUGGAAGCGGCAACCCAAAGGCCUCAAACCGCUCGGCUCGCCCUUCAGCUACGAGGAGUGCGCCGCCGCCGCCGACUCGGAGCCGUACUACCAAACCGUGGUCACCCAACACAAUGCGGGCGGCGUCUACACCCCCACGGGACAGCCGGCGCUCGCCCACGCCAACCCAAACACCAACCCGCCCGGCUCGCGCACGCCCGUGACGGGAUUCUCCUCUUUUGUGUGAGCGAACGUGUGCGCGGCGUGACGCUCUUUGGAUGGGGAACUCACUUUUUGGACAAAA